Messenger RNA from Coniophora puteana RWD-64-598 SS2, 6759 nucleotides. RefSeq lists its product as uncharacterized. The transcript is spliced from 6 exons. Gene Ontology annotation, biological process: positive regulation of GTPase activity; Ras protein signal transduction. The coding region runs from base 1 to 6393 and encodes 2130 amino acids. The record is from RefSeq and is a predicted model, not a curated record. Gene Ontology annotation, molecular function: guanyl-nucleotide exchange factor activity. Gene Ontology annotation, cellular component: plasma membrane. NCBI's taxonomy places the organism in Eukaryota, Fungi, Basidiomycota, Agaricomycetes, Boletales, Coniophoraceae.
AUGUCCGACAACGAUCCCCCCGUCAUCCACCUCUCCACUCCCACAAACCAGCCUCUCCUCUCUCAGACAGAAUCCGACAACCUCACCUUCCCCGUUUCCCCAAAGUCCUCGCCCCCACUCGACCUCUCCGCCUCCUCCCCCGCCUCCUCACACAACCUCCUCCCCGCCCUUCCAGCCUCGCCGCCCUCCUCCAAUGCCACAAGCCAGUCUUCUCUCAACCUCUCCCAGGCCCUGUCUGCAGAUGAGCUGCCCCCGGACGUAGCUCAGGCCGAUAUCUCCAUAUCCCCCGACGGCACAUUCGUCGAGACGUCUUCGGGUCAGGCUGCGUACGAGCUAAAGAAGCGCUUCGACCAGCAGUACGGCGUCAACAAGGAGGUCCGCUCGCCCUACGCUAUCACUUCCUUCAUCAAUCAGCAUGGCAAGACCAUGUACCGCGUCGGCUAUCGAGACGCGUCAGCGCCAGCGGUUGCCGCCGCCGAGGCAGAGCACAAAGCCAGCAUCUCCUCCUCUGCGUCUAGACCCUCCACCUUCAAGGAGCCCGAGCCGACCCAGAGCCGCUCGCGCCGCUCCCGCAUGAGCGUCUAUACACUUCUCCCGCAGCGCCCCAAGACCACCCACCCACCACAGCAACAACAACAGCAGCCACUGCCGCCCGCAGGCACGGGCGCGGGCGGCUCUUUUUCCGGCCCCUCCGGCCCACCACCCGGCCACCAUAAUAAUAGCAGCAACGCUAAUGCCCCAUACGACAUGCAACGCGCGACCCAGCGCAAGCUGCAGCGCGCGCGCUCGAUUCCGGACAUGUUCGGUCUCGCUACGACGUACACCCACAGUCAAGAGCGCGGGCAUGGGCACGGGCACCCCAUGAUGUCGCAUAUACAUCCGCAUCCCCACGCCACAACUAGCAAUCAUGGGUAUACCGUGGGAGGGGGCGACGGCGGCACUGCCGCUGCUUCCGUGGGCAUGUCCAUGCGCCAUCCGCCAGCGUCGACGGGCCGGGCGCAUUCGCAUAGUGUCACGGGUGCGGAUAUCGCGCGCGCGUCUUUGGGUGUGGGUGCGAGUUCGGGUGGUGGGAGCGGACAGCAGCAGCAACAGCAGCAGCAGAAGCAGCAGAAGCAGCAACGGCAACAGCAGCCUACGGGGCGAGCGCGCGGGCGGACGCUGCCCACCUCGGCGGGGGACAAUUUCGCGGCGAUGAUGAACUGGAAGUCCGACGUGGUCGUGCCGCAGUCGCCGCAUCUCGGCGCUGGGGGCGUGGGCUCGCCUACGUCGGGCUCGAGCGCGAGCGCGAAUGCGAAUGUCAAUGCGAACGCAAACUCGAACGCGAAUGCGAAUUCGCACUCGCAUUAUUAUUUGGCGUCGUCGGCGCUCGACGGGACGGGUUUUGCGGGCUGGGGAGGGUUUAUUAUUAAUCCGUUUGGGAACGGGGUCAGUUUCGACUCGCCGACGCUUCCUUCGGCGUACUACGGCAUCGGAGGACCGGGGCCAGGACCAGGGCUGGGAGCAGGAGGGCCAGGCGGAGGAUCAGGGAUAGGAGGACCAGGAGGAGAGCGCAGGUUGCCUGGUGUGCAGCCGCGCGUGUUGCGCGAGAUGCAGUCGUUCGAGUCGGGGCUUACUGCGCGUGCGGACGAUAUGCAUACAGGGCGGGGAAGUGCGUCGGAUCUGGGAGAUGUGGAUGCGGAUGCGGAGAUGGAUGUGGAGACGCCUGUUGCGGAGGAGGUGAGCGCGUUUGGCGGAGACGGGCGGCAGCGCGAACAGAAGGCAGGAGAAGGACGGGAGAAGGAAAGAGAGGGGGCGCAGCAGCAUGAUGAUGGUGCUUCUGCUGCUGGUGAAGGUUCGACCGAGGAUCCUAUUGCGCCAGAAGACAAGGACAAGCCCAAAGAAGAUUCAGACGUCAAGAGCGAAAAGGGGGCCGUUGAGGCUGAUGCUGAGCGUGGUCGCGAUUCUGUCUUCAACCUCAAUCUCAACGACGACCCCGCGCCCGCACCCAUACCAGCACCGGAUAUCGCCCCCCUCCCCGCGACGGCGCUCCAUUCGCGUUACUCAACUGAAGUCUUCGACGUGCUCCAAACAUACUCGGGUCUCCCGUUGCUGGACAAGAUCGUCCCCAACACCGACGACCCUGACGCAGAUGCAGAGGACGACGACGGGGACGACACCGCCGGCGGGCUUUUCAUGAGUGACGCAGAACGCGCCUCACGGGGCAGCCUUGGCGCGGGCGGGGAGACGACGAUCAAGAUGACGCUCCGCACGGACGACAGCGCGGCGCCGCGCGAUGACCCGCGGUUUGUCCUCUGGGGCGCGCUACUCCUCCCGUCCGAGGCAUUCGGCGACGCGGACGAGUCGAGUCUCGAGGCCGGCUCGCGUACGGGAAUUUCGAGUCCGACAAGGUCGAGGCGUAAUACGCGCACGGCGAAGGGGAACGCGGAGGCGGCGGCGACGGCGGUUGCUGCUGCUGCUGCUGCCGCGUCGGACACUGAUUCGCACCGCGGGGGCAGCAGCGGUGCUGGGGGAGGAGGCGCGGGCGCGAGUCCAGGAGGAGGAGGAGACGGCGAGGACGGCGCGCCGCGCGUGCUGAUCGCUGCGACAAUCGAGCGGUGGAUCGCGCAGCUGACGAGCGAGCUCAACUACGACGAGCUGCUGUACUUCUUCCUGACGUACCGGACGUACAUCACCGCCGUCGACCUCGCGCACUUGCUCAUCUGCCGGUUCCACUGGUCGCUCGAGCGGCACGAGACGCGGAGCGACGAGAUGGUGCGGCGGAUCGUGCGCGUGCGGACGUUCGUCGCGAUCCGGUACUGGCUGCUGACGUUCUUUAUCAUGGACUUUGUGCCGAAUCGGGAGCUGAGGCUGUUGCUCGGGAGCUGGCUGAAUACGCUGAUCAGGGAUCCGAUUCUGAUGAAGCAUUCGGAUGGGGUUAGCAUCGUCAAGAAGCUCAUUAAGGUCGUCAAGGACUGCAAGGAGGCGCACACGAGGCAGAACCGUGCGCACGCGCACUCUCUUUCCCAGGGCGGUGGCGGCGCCGGUACGGCGUCUGCACGGCAGUCCAUCAGCGGCCCCAGCAUCGGCGGCAGCGACGCAAGCGCGCGCCCGUCGACGACGACGAUGGCGAGCAGCACCGCCGCCGGUACCGCCGCAGGGAAGCCCCGGCGGACGCACGUGCUUGGAGAGCAGUUUGCGGCCGCCAUCUCCAAGGACGCGGACGACUCGGACGUCGAUCUCGAUUUUAUCGCCGAUGAUGACGUCGGCGGGUCCGGCGCGGCGCAGACCAAGUCUGUCUUCCACGGCGGUGACGCGAGCGGCUCGUUUUCGUUCGGCGGGUCGAUGGGCAUGGGCAUGGGCGGCGCCUCUGGAGGGAUGGGCAUGGGUAUGGGUAUGGGUUCAGGCGGGAUGGGCAUGGGCAUGGGCAUGGGCGCAGCGCCUCCUGCACGCGGGACGACGUUGCUGGGCCAACCGCUGCACACGAGCAUGGUGUCGCCACCCGGCCCAGGCGGAACGCGCGGCAGUGUGACGGGGGAUACGCUGAGCGCACACGGGCCCGCGGCGCUGAUGCUACCCAAUGGGAUGUUGUCGCGCGCGUUCGUGAAGACGAUCAACCGGCUCGGGCGCUGGCGGCGGGUGAGCAACUCGCGCACGACACAGCCGGCGCAGACGCUCGCUGUGCCUGCGAACGUGAGCGUGUUCGACCUCGAGAUGAACGCGGCGGGGGAUCUGUUGACGGUCCGCGGCGGGGUGGGGCAGUAUGUGAAGAUGAUGGACGGGCACGCGUUCGAGACGCGGGAUGUGGAGUAUCCGGCGACCCUGGUGGAGGAGCCGGAGCCUGCUAGCGCCAAAGCAGACGGGAGCGUGAGAGCAAGCGCGGACGAACAGACGUUGGCUGAAGAAGACGAGCACGAGCACGAGGCUCGGGCUUCCGAGGCGGGCAACGGGAAGGAGACCCACCUGCGCGCUGUGACGGAGCUCUCUGAGGACGGCCACGAGGCCGACACAGACGCGCGGUCCAUCUCCACGGUCGACACUUUCGAUAGCGAUGCGCGCUCUAUGAUGAUCAACAACGACACCCACACCCGCGCAGAGGACGACGAGCACACACUUGCGAGCCAGAAGCAACAGCAAAAACUUCUCAAACCACGGGAUCGGUCGGGCUCGCGGCGCCUUGCGCCCACACGCGAGUCAUCCGCGCACUCGCUCGCAUCGUUCCGCACAGGCUCGACGGACUCGUUCGGCUCGAUCAUCUCCUCGGCGAGCCGGCUCAACCCGCUCGUCGCGCAGUUCAAGUCCGCGUCACGGCCGUGGCAGUUUGACGUCGUGUCGAUCGACGAUCUGGAUCUGUCGGACACGUCUUCGGACGCGGUGCAUGUUGCUGGCCAAGGCGGCGGCAGCCCAUACGGCGCUGGUAACAACAAUGGAGUCGGCGGAGGCGUUGGAGGUCAGGGCCUGAGGAAGGCGCCGAGGAAGUUGCCCUUGCGGCGUGACUUCGAGUUCGUCCGACGCUCGCGGGAAAGCGUCUCCUCGCUCGGCAUCCGCUCGCGCGAUUCCCUCGCCUCCGAGUCCUCACGCCCCCCGUCCGCGGCGCCCGACGACAACGGCGACAACAGCGCCGGGCUCGGCACGGGCAUCCAUCAGUGGCAGAUGAACGCACUUGUGGAUUCGCUUGAUGAUUCGGACGGCGACGGCGGGAUCGACGAGGCACUCCAGCGGCUCGAGGGGCAGAUCAACCCCGUCAAACGGCGCUUGAAGGCCAGGAAGGUCGACGGCUGGGUGCGCACGAUCCGCGAGCGCAUGGCGGCGGGCGACUUUGGUGACGAGCGGCCGAGGUGGCUCGAUGAGGACAGCGACGAGGAAAUGGAAGAUGACGACGACUUUGAGUACAACCGGAGCGAGACGGGCUCGAUGAGGCGGCUGUCGCGCGUCGAGAUGCCGCCGCCGGCCCUUGAUACGCCGACGAGCGCCGCGGAAGCUGGGAGAGAGAAGGAGAAGAACAGGGACACGAUGUCGUCGAUUGCGUCGCAGAGCACGAUUCCUGCUUCGACAACGCCAGCCUCGAAUAUUGGGUCGAGCUCCGAUAGCUACUUCGCCACGCCUGCUGGCGACGCGAAUGGUCACGUCAACGGCCACGGCGCCUUUGCUGACGCUGUUGGUGGUCCCACUGCAGUCGGCCCCCUUUCUCCCGGGCGGGGCGCAGACGCGCGUCCGGCGCUCGAGGACGUCGUCCCAAUCGAGAUUUUACAGUCCCGCAUGCCCUCGACUGCGCUCCCGACGCAAACCUCACCGCAGAUCACGCCCAUCCCGGCGCCCAAGCAAAUGGGCUCGCCCAAGGCAGCCCUCGGUGGUGGAGGUGGCGGGGGCAGCAACGGCACGCAGUACCACCGCAGCUGGAUCCUGGGCCUCAGCGCCGAGGUGAUCGUGCAGCAUUUCUCGAUGAUCGACCGGGAGCUGUUCCUCGGUGUGAAGCCCGAGGAGCUCAUCCUGGACGACUGGAUGGCCGGCGCGGACGUGCCCGUGUCGGACUGGGCGCAGUACCUCAAGGAUCGGGCGCGGUGGAAGGCGGAGAGCAGGUUCCCGAAGAAGACGAGUGCGCUGGCGGCGCUCAGAGCGCGGUUCAAUCUGCUGGCGAAUUUCGUGAUCUCGGAGGUGGUUCUUACUGCUCCUGGAGAGCGGCAUUUGUUGGUGGCGAAGUUGAUCCGGGUUGCUUUCAAAGCGUACGUGCUCAGCAACUUCCACACGCUGGUCGCCAUCGUUGCUGGGCUGGAGAGUGAGUUUGUACACCGGGUAAUGGGUCGCUCGUGGGCGCGUGUCGGGAUGUGGGAGACGCAAGUGUUCGGCAAGCUCAAGCAGUUUGCGGACGCGGGCAACGACUUCAAAGCGAUGCAUGAGGCGCUCGCAGCGAUGGUCGAUGCCAAGCCGCUUACCCCGCAAGGCUCCUCUGGGGUGAGUAACGCAGCGAGCGAGACGCAGGGGUCAAAGGGCAAGACGUCGGGCGAGAGCAAGAUCCCGACUGCCUGUGUACCUUUCAUCGGUCUCUAUCUCUCCCGUCUCGUGCGCCACUCGCGCCUCCCCGACCUUAUUGAUCCCACGGCCCCGCACGAGCCAGUGAGCGUGGACCCGCAGACGAUGGCGUUCGAGGCACCCGCGCAUCCAGAGGUGUUCGGCGCGCUGGCGUCACUCCCGCCGUCGAUGCAGCUCGAGCCGCUCAUCAACGUGCAUAAGCAGCGGCUCAUAGCUAACGUCAUCAAGGACUUUGUCGCCGGACAGCAUCUCGCGAGUCGCAUAACGUUCGCCGUCGACAAGAGGCUGUACCAGCGUUGCCUUCGGAUUCGCGGGCUCGACCAAGAGACGCUGUAUAGGAUGUGCGCGGACCACGAUGGCCACGGGCGCUCGACGGGCGUCUAUUGAGUUCGUUGUUCCCACGAUCCCACGAUGCCCCGAUGCCAGCCGUUCGGCCCCAAUUAUGAGCUGUGAAUACUGUUGGUGGAUGUCCAUUGUUUGUGUGAUGAUCUUGGGUGGCGAUGAUUAUGAUGAAUACGCUUCGGCUCGUGUCUAUGAUAACGAUAAUACUUCGACCUUCAAGCUGUAGCUUUUGCCGUUUGGUUUUUUGCUGUUCCUUUCAUGGAUAUACCCCCACUUUAGAUAGACUUGCAUCGGUUCUUGAUGCAACAUUGUGCAUAGUUUAAUCAUUACUGUUAUACUGUUGUUUGACGUUCCUGUUCACGCACUGUAACGUUCACGAGCUGUCUGAUAAUGUAGUAACAAGUGACGAAG